AUGGAGCCUAAUUGGGGAGAAAGCGAAUGGAACGCCUACGGAGGACUAUACAUGUCGAGCACUAAUGAAGAGGAAGAUUUAAUGGCUCAAUUUUUGAACAACUGCUCAUUUUCUAAAGAGCAAUUAUCCGAGGAGGCAAUGGAUCUUGUCGUAUCUAAUUCCUCUCGAUUAGGUUCAAGAAAUUAUCUAGAAAUGUGUAUGAAUGGACCUAAUGAUAAUUUGUUGUGUUCUUUCUCACAUGAAGAGAGUGUACCUAAGUUAUCCUCAAAUGAUGAUCAUGGUUUGAUUUGCCCUAGUGAAGUCAACAAUUUUUUGAGCAUGGAUGAUAAUAACACAUUUAUCAUGCCUAUGCACAUCUUUGUAGAACAAGAAAACCCUAAUUAUAAGCAUAUGGGUAACCUAAUGGAUAUGGACGACAAUACUAUUGACGACAAUAUUAUCACAAAAGGGCGUGAAAACUACUCAUCUAGUAACAUAGAUGAUAACCUAUUGGAGAAUCUCAAGAAGAGGUCACGGCCUCAUGUUAAUAGUGUGAUGAAGAAGAAUUUAAAGGCUAAGAUGAGAAAAAGUGUAGCGUUAGAGAAGAUCAAACCAAGCUCGAUCAACAGUUCAGAAGAUGAACCCGACUCCAACACUACUUCUCUAGAUUUGAGUGGAAGAUUGAACGAAAGUUCAAGCAUUAAUGGCAAGAGAAGGUUGAAAAGAGGAUCUGCAACCGACCCUCAAAGCCUCUACGCUAGGAAAAGAAGAGAGAAAAUUAAUGAAAGACUAAGGAUCUUGCAAAGUCUUGUCCCAAAUGGCACAAAAGUUGACAUAAGCACAAUGCUUGAAGAAGCUGUCCAAUAUGUGAAAUUCUUGCAGCUUCAAAUUAAGAUUUUGAUCUCUGAUGAUUUAUGGAUGUAUGCACCCAUUGCAUACAAUGGAAUGAACAUUGACCUUGAUAUCAAUUAA
Molecule: messenger RNA, 951 nt
Organism: Impatiens glandulifera
Lineage: Eukaryota; Viridiplantae; Streptophyta; Magnoliopsida; Ericales; Balsaminaceae
Product: transcription factor bHLH139-like
Exons: 4
Coding region: 1-951 (316 amino acids)
Biological process (GO): regulation of transcription by RNA polymerase II
Cellular component (GO): nucleus
Molecular function (GO): RNA polymerase II cis-regulatory region sequence-specific DNA binding; protein dimerization activity; DNA-binding transcription factor activity, RNA polymerase II-specific
Source: RefSeq, a predicted model, not a curated record